UCUACAAACUGCUGGAUAUCUGGUUUCCUGAUAAAAAGCCCCUUCCCACUGCAUUCCUGGUUGACACAUCAGAGGAAGCCCUUCUGUUGCCUGAUUGGCUGAAAUUAAGAAUGAUCCGAUCUGAAGUCGCCCGAUUGGUUGAUGCAGCCCUACAGGAUCUGGAGCCCCAGCAGCUGCUGUUGUUCGUCCAGUCCUUUGGGAUCCCCGUCUCCAGCAUGAGCAAACUGCUACAGUAUCUGGACCAGGCCGUGUCUCACGAUCCUCAAACACUGGAACAGAAUAUCAUGGACAAAAACUACAUGGCUCAUCUAGUGGAGGUACAGCAUGAGAGAGGAGCCACGGGUGGACACACAUUUCACAGUUUACUCAGUACUUCACUUCCUCCGCACAGAGACAGCUCAGAGGUGAGCAGGGCUAAGGUUACUGUUGAAACGCCCCAUGGCUCUGUGAAGAUGAGAGCAGUGAGUCAGGUGCCAGUGAUCGGCCCAGAGGAUGAUCUCGCUGGGAUUCUACUGCAGCUCUUCCCUCUGAAGGUGGAUCCGCGCUGGCCGCCGCCCCCGGUCCGGCCAUUGUCAUUAGCUCUGCAGCAGACCCUGGCUCAAGAGGUGCUGCGGGCACGACAGGGUCACAUCCACCAGGGUGGUGCCACCGGGCGACUCCUACAAGCCUUUGCAGCCCUUCUAAACUCUACCCACGCUGGAGCCCUGGUCAUGGCAAUGCACCACAGCCAUACGAUCUCCUGCCCUCUACUGCGCCAACUCCAUCUUUACCAGCGUUUGGUCUCUCAAGAUGUUGGCUUCUCGUCACUGUUCUUCAACGCCGUUGUGCAGAUGUUGACGUGGUUGGAAAACUCGGCGGCAGAGACAGGGCCACUCCACAGCCUCCUGAAAUCUCUGGCAGCUCAGUACUCUCACAAACAUCGCAUCACAGAUGUUCGUACUGGAUUUCUCCAUUUGGCUGAAGCUCUGGCAUACAGACGGGACUCUGAAGUGGCAGUGAGGGGCAUUUUUGCCUCUUUGAGAGCUGGAGAAAAAUGCAACGCUGAACCUGAACUCAUACGAAAAGUGUUGCAGGGCCUCAUGGAGGUGAAGUCUCCGUAUCUAGAGGAGCUGUUGUCCCUGCUUAUGACCAUCGGUACGGAGACCGGAACCCCAGGACACACAGCGGGCCCAGUUGCCAUGGUGAUCUCUCUGCUGCUUCAGGAAACAGAGGAGCGAGGGGUGAAAAUAAAGGUGGAUUCCAAAACCACUGAGUUAAAGAAGCCUGGUUCUUGUUCAGGACUGUUGGUCGACUGGCUGGAGUUGCUUGACCCUGAGGUGACCUCUGUUUGCUCGGAUCUUCAGCAGAAGCUGCUUUUUGCUCAAAACAAGGCUAAAAGUGGUGUGAGUGUGGCCCCUUCCUACAGGCCGUACCUGUUGGCUCUCCUCACUCACCAGUCCAACUGGAGUACCUUACAUCAGUGCAUCAGCUCUUUGCUCAACAAGCACAGAGACCAGAGACUGGACCCAACCUCAGCUCUAGACUUCCUGUGGGCCUGCAGUCACAUUCCUCGCAUUUGGCAGGGGCGAGAUCAGAAAACCCCUCAGAAGCGUACGGAGCAGUUUGUGUUGAAGCUGUCUUCUGAAGAGCUCAUAAGCCUGGUGGACCUCAUCCUUUCUGAGUCAGAGCUGAGCUGCCAUGACUCAGCCACCUCCAAGAGCGCUUUGGACCAGGUCUCCUGCUCUCUUCUCCAGUCACGCUUGCCCCUGCUGCAUAGCUGUCUCCACUUAGACCUGGACAAUGUCAAGAAAGUCUCCGAGUACCUCAUCAGCUGUGUUAAGAAGUGGGGAGACAGUAUAAUGAGUAAGAGGUGUCAGACGCUGCUGCUACAGAUCUACCUGCACUUCCCAGAGGUCAUCCAACACAUCCACCUACCAGAGGCCACCCUGAGCGGUGAGGGGGCGGCAGACGGCAGCACCUGCAAGCUGGAUGUUCUCGUGCAUCGUCUCAUCACUCUGCUAGCUGACACAGGAGACUCCAAAUCAGCUGAGAACCGUGCGUCUGAUGCCAGUCUGGCCUGCAGGAAACUGGCCGUAUCUCACCCUGUGCUUCUACUCAGACACCUGCCCAUGAUCACUGCGCUCCUGCACGGUCGCAUCCAUCUGAACCUGCAGGAGAUCAGGCAGCAGAACCAUCUGACCUUCUUCAGCGAUGUUCUGGUUGUCCUAGAGCUGCUGCAGCCACUGGUUUUCCACUCUGACCACCAGAGGGCACUGCAGGACUGUCUGCUGUCCUUCAUCAAAGUACUGCAGAACUUCAAGAGAUCAUCCCGUAUGCCCAUCAUAAACAAAUUUGUACAGUUCAUCCAAAAGUACAUAACCCAUGAUGCAGCAUCUGCUGUGCCUUUCCUUCAGAAACAUUCAGAUGUGCUACAGGGACUAUCCACUGAGAAUCCGGACCUGGUGCAGCUCAAGUCUUUGCUCGCUGGACUGACUCUGCCUGUGAAGUCUGGUUCCUCUGAGAGCGCUGCUGAGGACAGAGACGCUGAGGAUUCGUCCUCUGGCUCCCUCCCUCUGGUCAACAUCGCAGCCUCCAUGCCGCUGACUGCGGCUGACAUGACUAAAUGCCUGAAGAAGAUCUCCAAAGGAGAAGCAAUUGAGGAUGUGUUUGAGGGGUUGACUGAAGUGGAUGAGAAAUCCAAAAGAAAUCCAGAAAUAAUUCAGUAUUUUGUUAAUGAUCUGCAGAGGUUGAUGAGUUCCCCUGAAGAAGUGUGCCGCAACAUGGCGUUCAGUCUGGCCCUGCGGUGCAUCCAGAACAUCCCCAGUAUGGCUGCUGAAUUCCUGCCAACAUUCAUGUACUGUCUGGGCAGCGGGAACUUUGAUGUAGUGCAGACGGCCUUGAGAAACUUGCCUGAAUAUGUGCUGCUCUGUCAAGAACAUGCCGAUAUUCUCCUCCAUAAGGCGUUUUUAGUGGGCAUCUACGGUCAGAUUGACACCAGCUCCAUGAUAGCAGAAUCCAUGAAGGUCUUGCGCAUGGAGGCAACGACAUAGACAUCCGUUUCAAACAUAUCUCAACUAUGCUGUGAAUGCUGUGAUGGAAGUCUAUUUGCCAUGAAAGUGCAAGUUGUUGUCGUCUAAUGUCACAGAUUUCAUCUGUGUGGAGACGAGAAGGGAGAACAGCGUGCCAAUGAACGCUGCUCUCAGCCUCGGCUAAAUUAACCGUGCUGGUAAUUGUUCAAUCACACACACCAAAGAUCCCUGUGUGAAGAGUGCAUGAGGGCUGAGAGUGAGUGUGCGGGUGUCUGGUUACACUGGGGUCUGAGGAAGCGGGUUAUCUGUGUUUCGUAGAGGGCGAUCGAUGGACAUGCCCGCACUGGCGGCUGGAGGACUGACAAGUCCAAGUCCACCUGAUGAAAGGAGCUUCUUCCUGUGUUCCGUUUCAUGCUCUGUGCUCUGCUUUUAACAUGUCAUAAGUGGAAUUUGUGAAUCUUCAUCUCUUCUGUGUUUUGAACUCAAUGCCAGGCAUGUUCCAUUAUUAGGGUGCAGGGAAGUAUGUACAUUUACUGCUAAAUUAUUGACUCGUGAGUUUAGCACGUACAGGAUGAUUAUUGUUGUUAUUAAGGGAAACACAUAUAAACAUUUGCUGUUAUAGCACAAGUGAAAAUCAGUAAAAUAGUGAAAAGGUAUCAUUAAUGGAAAAUACUCAAUGUCAUGAUAAGAAUAGACUAUGAAUUCAGAUUGAAUGAUUCGUAUCAAUUGGCCAAGAAUUAGU
This is a messenger RNA of Sinocyclocheilus rhinocerous, 3750 nucleotides long. RefSeq names its product integrator complex subunit 1-like. Gene Ontology annotation, cellular component: integrator complex. Lineage: Eukaryota; Metazoa; Chordata; Actinopteri; Cypriniformes; Cyprinidae. Gene Ontology annotation, biological process: U2 snRNA 3'-end processing. The transcript has 23 exons. Bases 111 to 3029 code for a protein of 972 amino acids. The record is from RefSeq and is a predicted model, not a curated record.